Messenger RNA from Adineta steineri, 573 nucleotides. The record is from the annotation of a GenBank genome assembly. Lineage: Eukaryota; Metazoa; Rotifera; Eurotatoria; Adinetida; Adinetidae.
AUGGGUCUUUUUGUCAGUCGUUUGUAUGAAAUGUUCGAGUCAUUCAAUACUGGACCACCAUCACGAAUUCUAAUGCUCGGUCUUGACGCAGCUGGCAAAACAACAAUUCUCUAUAAAGUUAAACUUAAUGAAAAUCUUCAAACUAUUCCUACGAUUGGUUUUAAUGUUGAACAAGUUAGUCCAUGUCGUGGUGUUUCAUUUACUGUCUGGGAUGUUGGAGGUCAAGAAAAAAUUCGUCGCCUUUGGCAACAUUACUAUCAAAAUGCCGAUGGUUUAAUAUUCGUUAUUGAUAGUAAUGAUCAAGAACGAAUCGAAGAAGCUCGAGAAGAACUUCAUGGUAUUCUCUCAGCACCUGAUAUGUCCAGAGUACCACUCGUUAUUUUAGCUAACAAACAAGAUUUACCUAAUGCUAUGAAAACUUCAGACAUUGCUCUUAAAUUAGGUUUGAACACACUAGCUGGUAAACAUAAAUGGUUUAUUCAACCAGCAUGUGCGGUAACUGGCGAUGGUUUACUUGAAGGAAUGCUUGAAAUGUCAAAUCUCGUUAAACAACAUCGUAAAAAUGAUUAUUAA